GAACAACAACUACAGCACAAUCAAGUCACACAACAACACAUAAAUCGUCCACUGAUUCAAAAAUAGCCACAGACUCACUCUUCAGUUCACAUCAACCUACCACUAACCCAAAUAUCAGUCCAUUUGAAUCAACCACAGAAACCCGAUCAAGUACUAUUGAAUCAACAACUUCAUCUUUAUCUGAAUCUACCACAGAUGCAUCAUACACUGUUUUUGAUGAUUUAACCAUAACAACACUUGCUAAAACACAAGAAAUAAUCACUGAUUCAUCCUUUAGCCCAUCUGAUUCAAACACCAAUAAACCAUCUGGUCCAUUUGAAUCAACAACUGGUUCAUUUUUCAGUGCAUCAGAGUCAACCACACUCACCUCAUCAAGUUUUAAUAUAUUGACAACAGAGAAUUUGUCUGAUCUAUCUGAAUUAACAACUAAUGCUCUAUUGAGUCCAUCUGAGUCAACCACAGAAACCCGAUCAAGUACUAUUGAAUCAACAACUUCAACUUUAUCUGAAUCUAACUCAGAUGCAUCAUACACUGUUUCUGAUUCAACCAUAACCACACUAGCCAAUACACCAGAAACAAUCGCUGAUUCAUCCUUUAGCCCAUCUGAUUCAAACACCAAUAAACCAGCUAGUCCAAUUGAAUCAACAACUGGUUCAUUUUCCAGUGCAUCAGAGUCAACCACACUCACCCUAUCAAAUUCUUAUAUAUCUGCAACUCUAGAAAUGUCAUCGCCAUUUGAAUCAACCACCAAGACAUCAUCUGCUGAAUCUGAGUCAAUAGCUUAUACCCCAUCAAGUCCAGAUGGAUUAGGUACAGACACCUCAUCAACAUCAUCUGGAACAACACCAUUUGACUUUUCUGGUCCUUCUGAAUCUACCACAGAUGCUUUGCCCAUUGAAUCUCAACCAACCAUCACCACACAAUCAAAUAUACCUGAAUCAACUACAGAUUCAGUGUUAAAUCUAUCUGAAUCCAACACAGAUAAAUUGUCUAGUCCAUUUCAAUCAACAACAAUUGCACUGUCUAUGCCAUCUGACAUAACCACAGAUUCACUCUCAUUGCCACCUCAGUCUACACCAGAAUCAAGCACAGAUGCAUUAACAAGUCCAUCUGAGUCAUACCCACUUGCAACUUCAACCUCAUUUGAACCUACCACAGAGAACUGGCCGAGCACCUCUGAAUCAAGUAUGGAUAUAUCAUCUACUAUAAGUAUAUCGACCACAUACUUAAAUUCCAGUCCAUCUGACUCAACCGUAAAUAUAUCAACAAGUGAAUCUCAAUCUAACACACCAUCAAAUUUACCUGAAUCAAGCACGAUCUCACUUUCAAGUUCACCUGAAUUAAGAACAGAUGCGUCAUCUUCUACAAUCCAAUCAACCACCUACUCAAUGUCAAGUGCAUUAGAAUCAACAACAGAGAAUUUGUCUGAUCUAUCUGAAUUAACAACUAAUGCUCUAUUGAGUCCAUCUGAGUCAACCACAGAAACCCGAUCAAGUACUAUUGAAUCAACAACUUUCACUUUAUCUAAAUCUACCUCAGAUGCAUCAUACACUGUUUCUGAUUCAACCAUAACCACACUAGCCAAUACACCAGAAACAAUCGCUGAUUCAUCCUUUAGCCCAUCUGAUUCAAACACCAAUAAACCAUCUAAUGCAAUUGAAUCAACAACUGGUUCAUUUUCCAGUGCAUCACAGUCAACCACACUCACCCCAUCAAGUUCAGAUGGAUUAGGUACAGACAGCUCAUCAACCUCAUCUGAAACAACACCAUUUGGCUUUUCUGGUCCUUCUGAAUCUACCACAGAUGCAUUGCCCAUUGAAUCUAAACCAACCAUCACCACACAAUCAAAUAUACCUGAAUCAACUACAGAUUCAGCGUUCAAUCCAUCUGAAUCCAACACAGAUAAAUUGUCUAGUCCAUUUCAAUCAACAACAAUUGCACUGUCUAUGCCAUCUGACAUAACCACAGAUUCACUCUCAUUACCACCUCAAUAUACACCAGAAUUAAGCACAGAUGACUUAACAAGUCCAUCUGAGUCAUACCCACUCUCAACUUCAACCUCAUUUGAAUCUACCACAGAGAACUGGCCCAGCACCUCUGAAUCAAGUAUGGAUAUAUCAUCUACUGUAAGUGUAUCAACCACAUACUUACAUUCCAGUCCAUCUGACUCAACCAUAGACAUGUCAACAAGUGAAUCUCAAUCUAACACACCAUCAAAUCUCCCUGAAUCAAGCACAAUCUCACUUUCAAGUUCACCUGAAUCAAGCACAGAUGUGCCAUCUUCUACAAUCCAAUCAACCACCUACUCAAUGUCAAGUUCAUUAGAAUCAACAACAGAGAAUUUGUCUGAUCUAUCUGAAUUAACAACUAAUGCUCUAUUGAGUCCAUCUGAGUCAACCACAGAAACCCGAUCAAGUACUAUUGAAUCAACAACUUUCACUUUAUCUAAAUCUACCUCAGAUGCAUCAUACACUGUUUCUGAUUCAACCAUAACCACACUAGCCAAUACACCAGAAACAAUCGCUGAUUCAUCCUUUAGCCCAUCUGAUUCAAACACCAAUAAACCAUCUAAUGCAAUUGAAUCAACAACUGGUUCAUUUUCCAGUGCAUCACAGUCAACCACACUCACCCCAUCAAGUUCAGAUGGAUUAGGUACAGACAGCUCAUCAACCUCAUCUGAAACAACACCAUUUGGCUUUUCUGGUCCUUCUGAAUCUACCACAGAUGCAUUGCCCAUUGAAUCUAAACCAACCAUCACCACACAAUCAAAUAUACCUGAAUCAACUACAGAUUCAGCGUUCAAUCCAUCUGAAUCCAACACAGAUAAAUUGUCUAGUCCAUUUCAAUCAACAACAAUUGCACUGUCUAUGCCAUCUGACAUAACCACAGAUUCACUCUCAUUGCCACCUCAGUCUACACCAGAAUCAAGCACAGAUGCAUUAACAAGUCCAUCUGAGUCAUACCCACUUGCAACUUCAACCUCAUUUGAACCUACCACAGAGAACUGGCCGAGCACCUCUGAAUCAAGUAUGGAUAUAUCAUCUACUGUAAGUAUAUCAACCACAUACUUACAUUCCAGUCCAUCUGACUCAACCAUAGACAUGUCAACAAGUGAAUCUCAAUCUAACACACCAUCAAAUUUACCUGAAUCAAGCACAAUCUCACUUUCAAGUUCAUCUGAAUCAAGCACAGAUGCGUCAUCUUCUACAAUCCAAUCAACCACCUACUCAAUGUCAACUUCAUUAGAAUCAACAACAGAGAAUUUGUCUGAUCUAUCUGAAUUAACAACUAAUGCUCUAUUGAGUCCAUCUGAGUCAACCACAGAAACCCGAUCAAGUACUAUUGAAUCAACAACUUUCACUUUAUCUAAAUCUACCUCAGAUGCAUCAUACACUGUUUCUGAUUCAACCAUAACCACACUAGCCAAUACACCAGAAACAAUCGCUGAUUCAUCCUUUAGCCCAUCUGAUUCAAACACCAAUAAACCAUCUAAUGCAAUUGAAUCAACAACUGGUUCAUUUUCCAGUGCAUCACAGUCAACCACACUCACCCCAUCAAGUUCAGAUGGAUUAGGUACAGACAGCUCAUCAACCUCAUCUGAAACAACACCAUUUGGCUUUUCUGGUCCUUCUGAAUCUACCACAGAUGCAUUGCCCAUUGAGUACAGAAGCCAAUCCAUCUCACCCAUUUACAAUCAAUCUGUGCCAGAUGGAUUAUGUUAUCCAGACAACCUCAUCAACCUCAUCUGGAACAACACCAUUUGGCUUUUCUGGUCCUUCUGA
Pelobates cultripes (western spadefoot toad) is the source of this 3782-nucleotide messenger RNA. The record is from the annotation of a GenBank genome assembly. NCBI's taxonomy places the organism in Eukaryota, Metazoa, Chordata, Amphibia, Anura, Pelobatidae.